CAAAAUGUGGACGAUUCGAGCUUUAGGACUUGGGAAAUUCAAUAUAACCAAGCGUUCUUUACAUCAGAAAGUUGUCAAGGGUUACACCAGUGUUUUACGAAAAGACGACAUUGACACAGCAGAAUAUUACUUUGAGAAUGGCCUGAGAAAAGUAAAGCCGUACAACUUUAGCUUUUUAUUUUAUGCCAAAGUCAGAAUGUAUGGUGCCACAGUGUUAAAUACUUUCUUGAGAGAAUAUCGAGGACGCACAGAGGGGUAUUACCGAUAUGCAAUAGACAAGGGCAUGAUUACAGUCAAUGGAAGACCUACAACACCAGAUACGAUUUUACAACAUAAUGAUUUGAUUGCACACACAGUACAUCGCCAUGAGCCACCUGUGACGGAUAAGCCGAUUGAGAUUGUGCACGAAGAUAAAGACCUUUUUGUGAUCAAUAAACCAGCAAGUAUCCAAGUUCAUCCAAGCGGUAGGUACAGACAUAACACUGUCAUUCAUAUCAUGCGUAAAGAAUUGGAAAGUAAAGUGUUAUUUCCGUCGAAUAGACUUGAUCGAAUUACCUCUGGGCUCAUGUUAAUUUCAAAAAACCCACAAGAAGCAGAUAGGAUUGGACAAGAAAUGCGAUCAGGGCAGAUCCGAAAAGAAUAUGUGUGUCGCGUAUCUGGUGAAUUUCCUCGCGAAAGGAUUGUUUGUUCAGAGCCUAUUCAACAAUUAGCUUACACCGUGAAUCUAAAUUAUGUGCAUCCUCAAGGUAAAGCAUGUACUACCAUUUUUGAACGCCUCAGUUUUAACGGGGAGACUAGUGUGGUAAGGUGUAGACCUUUAAGUGGUCGCACGCAUCAAAUUAGAGUGCAUUUGCGUUAUCUGGGUCAUCCCAUCGCCAAUGAUCCUAUAUAUGGCUACUCUACAGCAUGGUCAGAAAGGAUCAUUCGUGGUCAAACGAUCCAUGACGUCCCAGCCAUGAUUAAGACAAUGGUGGCAACUGCCCCCUAUGAUUACAUGGAUGAUGACCCCACAAAUACAACUGUUGCACGCUGCCAAGACUGUAAUGUGCCUGUCCCUCAAUCUGAUCCUAUCCCCGCACAAUUAUCUUUGUGGCUACAUGCCUACAAAUACGCCGGUCCACAUUGGACAUAUCAAACACCUCAAUUACCCGCAUGGGCGCACGAUGAUUAUAAGCACGACAUUAACAUUAUCCCUGCCUCAUUUUAGAGAACUGUUUUUUAUUAUUAUAAUUUUUUUUCUAUACAAGUGUGGAUUCUUUUAAACUUAAUUGGUGGUCAACCGC
This is a messenger RNA of Mucor mucedo, 1283 nucleotides long. RefSeq lists its product as uncharacterized. The coding region runs from base 5 to 1207 and encodes 400 amino acids. Gene Ontology annotation, molecular function: pseudouridine synthase activity; RNA binding. The transcript has 4 exons. NCBI's taxonomy places the organism in Eukaryota, Fungi, Mucoromycota, Mucoromycetes, Mucorales, Mucoraceae. Gene Ontology annotation, biological process: pseudouridine synthesis. The record is from RefSeq and is a predicted model, not a curated record.